UUCUCCGUGCCGUGGUCGUGAAUCUGCGAGUUUUUUCUUGUGUGUUUGAUAUUUUUAUUUGUGCCGCAAAUCGCCUUUGUCUGUCUGUCUGCGCUGAUUGUGUGCUAGUUUAACCAGCGCCAGUUGGAAUUUAUUGUAUAAAAUUCGUUUGCGAUAUUUAAAUAAAGGCGACUGCAAAAACCAGUGCGAAACUCAGCCAAACAAACUGACGGACGUUGUGAGUGAAGAUGUCAAAAACCAGCGUUGGCGAUAAAAUUUUGAUACGCGUGCAGUCGGCAGAAGGCCUCAAACGUAUCGAGAUUUCACCGAAAGCCAAUUUAAAAGAACUCUUCGAAACGGUGCAACAAACUCUGAAAGUUGAUGGCUUCGGACUUUUCAAGGAACGCAAUUUCCUUACAGAAUUGCAUUCUAGUCAUUCGCAGAAAGUGGGCUCUUGCCUAAAACAUGGCGACAUGCUGUUCUUAAAGAAAAUAGCUGGUACUUCAAUACGUCGCACCAGCACUACUGCUAUAGAUGAUUUUGAAACUACCAGCACCAGCCGACCGCCAGCAAGUAGCAGCAAACAAUUUCAGCCUUCCACUGCAGUAGUAGAGGAUGAAGUAGAUCAAACGCUGUCGAAGAUGGAUGGCUUAAUAGAACGCGCACGCGAUCCAAAAGCUUGCCGCCACAAUGCUAAUGGUCGUUGUGUUCAUUGUACACCAAUCGAACCGUAUGAUGAUAACUAUCUGAAGGAGCAAAAAAUCAAGCAUUUGUCCUUCCAUUCGUAUAUACGCAAGCAGAAGUCAGGCAUUGAUGGCGGCAAGUAUGUCGCUUUUGAUGAUAUCAAUUGCCGCAUUAAGUCUGGUUGUCGUGAGCAUCCACCAUGGCCCAAAGGUAUCUGUUCCAAAUGUCAGCCAUCGGCUGUUACACUGAAUCGCCAAACUUAUCGACACGUUGAUAAUAUUAUGUUCGAGAAUCCAACUAUAGUGGAGCGUUUUCUCGACUAUUGGCGUACUACAGCCCAUCAAAGAAUGGGUUUUCUUUAUGGCACUUAUGAAGUCCAUGCUGAUGUACCACUUGGUAUACGUGCUACUGUUGCAGCCAUUUACGAGCCGCCGCAAGAAUCAACACGUGAUUCUAUUAGAUUGCUGGACGAUGAAGCGGCUGCCGAGGUGGAUGAAUUAGCACAUGCAUUGGGUUUGAAAAAGGUUGGUUGGAUAUUUACUGAUCUCAUUACUGAUGAUCCAGCUGUUGGCAGUGUAAAGCAAUUGCGCGGCAUUGAGACGCAUUUCCUCACUGCGCAAGAAUGCAUUACAGCAGGAGAAUUGCAAAACCGUCAUCCGAAUCCAUGUAAAUACGCUUCGAGUGGUUAUUUUGGUUCGAAAUUUGUUACUGUCUGUGUAACAGGCGACAGCAGCAAGCAAGUGCAUACAGAGGGUUAUGCUGUUUCAGCCCAAUGUAUGGCCUUGGUGCGUGACAAUUGUUUAAUACCCACUAAGGAUGCACCCGAAUUGGGUUACGUACGCGAAUCAACGGAUAAACAAUAUGUUCCGGAUGUUUACUAUAAGGUAAGUGCUUCUUUAAAAGUGAAAAGCAUUAUGUGGGAAGCCUUAAAUGAAAAUCAUCCUCGUGGAAAUACUUAA
Molecule: messenger RNA, 1622 nt
Organism: Rhagoletis zephyria (snowberry fruit fly)
Lineage: Eukaryota; Metazoa; Arthropoda; Insecta; Diptera; Tephritidae
Product: nuclear protein localization protein 4 homolog
Biological process (GO): ubiquitin-dependent protein catabolic process
Cellular component (GO): nucleus
Molecular function (GO): ubiquitin protein ligase binding; ubiquitin binding
Source: RefSeq, a predicted model, not a curated record